Dufourea novaeangliae is the source of this 4254-nucleotide messenger RNA. RefSeq names its product slit homolog 1 protein-like. NCBI's taxonomy places the organism in Eukaryota, Metazoa, Arthropoda, Insecta, Hymenoptera, Halictidae. Gene Ontology annotation, molecular function: protein binding. The transcript is spliced from 4 exons. The record is from RefSeq and is a predicted model, not a curated record.
AUGUGGACAACGUGGCCGCGGACGAGGCGCAAGUGGAGUGGCUCGUCGCGUGGCAGACAUGGAGCCCGUGGAAGCCGCGACGGUUUUCGUUUCAUCUACUCGGUGGUAUUGGCGGCGUGUAUGGCCGCGCAGGAGGCAAGGAGCGCCAAAUGCCCGCCCCCGGACACGAUACCGGGCUGUCCCUGCUACAAUUUCGAGGACGGUCUGUUUCUGGAAUGCGCCGGGGCGACCGAGGAAUCCCUGAGGAGCGCUCUGUCCGGCGUAAUACACGCCGCCGAGGGAGAAGGUGCGAUAGUUCAGUCGCUUAGCGUUUACGAAUUGGAUAGAAAGGUAGAGGAGCUUCGAUCGGUUGCGUUCCCAGCCGGCUCGCAGAUCAGACAUCUACAGAUAUCGCAUUCGGCGAUUCGCGAGAUAAACGAGGACGCGUUCAAACGGUUAAGCAAGAGCCUGGAAUCUCUGGCACUGGUUUCAGGCCGACUAUCACACGUGCCGCAAAAAGCUAUGGCUACCCUGAGCUCGCUGAAAGCGCUGGACCUUGAGGCGAAUCUCGUGCACGAACUUCCUAGCUAUAGCUUUUAUGGACUGUCCUUGAUCAAGCUGAACCUGAAGGGCAAUCAGAUAGUAAAAAUAUCGGAAUACGCGUUCGCUGGAUUAGAGGGGACCCUGACGGAUUUGUAUUUGGCCGAAAACAAAAUUAGGGUAUUCCCGAUGACAUCGUUAAGAAGACUGGAACACCUGACGUCCCUUAGGCUCGCCUGGAACGAGGUGUCCGAGCUCCCGGAGGACGGUUACUCCAGGCUGGACGCUCUGAAUUUUCUCGAUCUAAGCAGCAACAACUUCAAAAGGAUCCCGUUGAAUUGCUUCCGUUGUUGUCCGUCCCUGAAGAUUUUGUCUUUGUACUACAACGCCGUCGAGUUCGUCGACAAAGACGCGUUCAUAUCGCUGAUCGAUUUGGAAUCCAUUGAUCUCAGCCACAAUAAAAUCGUCUCCCUCGAUGUCGCCACGUUCAGAGCGAACCAGAGGCUGAGAUCGAUCGAUCUCAGUCAUAAUCAUAUUCACUAUAUACGCGGUGUAUUCUCGAAGCUACCCGAGCUAAAGGAGUUAUUUCUGGCCGAGAACAACAUACUGGAAAUAGCAGCAGAGACGUUCGCUGGUAGCACAAGCUUAUCGGUGGUGUAUCUUCAACAGAAUGCAAUCAGAAGGAUCGACGCUCGCGGGCUGGUCACUCUGAACCAGUUGGCACAGUUGCAUCUAAGCGGUAACUACAUCGAGAAAGUGCCGCGAGACUUUCUCGAGCACUGCGAGAAUCUUUCUACCUUGUCCUUGGACGGGAACAAUAUCCGUGAGCUUGAGGUCGGUACUUUCGCGAAAGCGAAAUGGUUAAGGGAGCUUCGCCUCCAGGACAAUCAGAUUACCGAGGUGAAACGGGGCGUGUUCGCGCCUUUGCCCGCGCUUUUGGAGCUACAUCUACAGAAUAACGCGAUAACGGACAUGGAGACCGGGGCUUUGAGAUCCCUGCACAGCCUGCAGCACGUGAACCUUCAAGGUAAUCUACUGGCGGUGCUGGGCGACGUGUUUCAAGUGUCGAACGACGUCGGCCAGAACGGUAACAGCGGCAGCUCGUUGGUCUCCAUUCAGCUGGACAACAACGGACUGGGCGUGUUGCACAAUGACUCUUUAAGGGGCCAGGCGUCGGUCAGAAUCAUGUGGCUUGGACACAACAGAUUAACCCGCCUCCAGGCGCCUUUGUUCCGGGACCUGUUGCUGGUCGAACGAUUAUAUCUGACAAACAACUCGAUCUCGCGGAUCGAGGACACCGCCUUUCAGCCGAUGCAGGCUCUCAAGUUCCUCGAACUCAGCAUGAAUCGACUCAGCCACGUGACAGUGAGAACUUUCUCGGAGUUGCACGAGCUCGAGGAACUUUACCUCCAAGACAAUGGGCUCCGUCGUUUGGAUCCGUACGCUUUGACCGCUCUCAAGCGGCUUCGCGUACUCGAUCUGGCUAACAACCAUCUGAACGUGCUGCACGAUAAGAUCUUCCAGGAGGGUUUGCCGAUUCGAUCGUUGAACUUGAAGAACUGCACCGUUAGCGUGAUCGAGAACGGUGCAUUCCGGGGUCUCAGUAAUCUUUACGAAUUGAAUCUCGAGCAUAAUCAUCUCACUGCCAUCGCGUUAGAUCGUCUAGAUAUUCCGGGAUUAAGAGUUUUAAGGAUAUCGUAUAAUAAUUUUAGCCAAAUCAACGGCAACUCCUUGGACGGGUUGCCGUCUCUUUUACAUCUAGCCAUGGACUCGUCCCAGCUGCACAGAAUGCCACCAGAGAUAUUCUCCAAGAAUAAGAACCUUGCGAAACUGUUGCUCAGCAACAAUCUCCUGCGAAUUCUGCCAAGCCUGCUGUUCUUCGGUCUGGACACCCUGAAAGAAGUGAAACUAGACGGCAAUAGAUUCCAGGAGAUCCCGUACGAUGUGUUCGGCAACGCCACUACGGUCGAGUUCCUGUCAUUUGCUAACAAUGUAAUCCUUAACGUGGACAUGUCGCGACUAAACGGAUUGGCCAGUCUGCGGGAACUCGAUUUGCGCGGUAAUUACAUCAUGACCCUAUCUGGGUUCGCCGGCGUGAACCUGUCCCGUCUGAUAUCCGUGGACCUCAGUCAUAAUCAUUUGACCGCUUUGCCGGCAAACUUCUUCGCUCGUUCGAACUCUUUGAGAAAGAUCGAACUGGCCGCCAACAAAUUCCACCAGAUACCGGCGGUCGCUUUGUCCGCCCAGAACAUUCCGAGCUUGGCUUGGCUGAAUGUCACCGCGAAUCCACUGGUCAGGAUACACGAGAUCAGCUCCGAGGCUAAGUAUCCGGCUCUCGAGGAGAUCCACAUAUCGGGAACGAAUCUGACCAUCGUCACCAGCCAGGACUUCGAAGCGUUUCCCGCGCUGAUGCAUCUGUUCAUGGGCAACAACAUGAUCUCCAGAGUGUCACCCAGCGCGUUCCGUAGUCUACUCGAGCUGUUGACGCUAGAUCUAAGCAUGAACGAACUCGAGCUGCUGCCGCAAGAGAGAUUAAAGGGGCUCGAACAUCUCAGGCUUCUUAAUAUCACGCACAAUCGGUUGAAAGAGCUCGAGGACUUCCCACCCGACCUGAAGGCUCUACAAGUGCUGGAUCUGUCGUAUAAUCAGAUUAGCGGGGUCGGCAAAAGCACGUUCCAGCACCUCGAGAAUCUCGCUGAACUUCACCUGUACGGGAACUGGAUAUCCUCGAUUUCCCCGGACGCGUUCAAGCCACUGAAGAAAUUGCGAAUCCUGGAACUUUAAGAUUCUUUAUUCAUUCCAAACAUUUUGUUUGUUUUGUCCAUUCGAAAAAUAAUAAAUCCACUGCACUGCGACUGCGAGUCUCAGGAGCUGUGGGAGUGGCUGCGCGAUCACCAGAAAUUAGUUGGCGGUGGUGUGGGUCGGAAUCGAGGGGGUGGCGGUGGGUUGCGAGUGAACGACAUGGACAGCGGAUUACUGAGGUGCGAACAGCCGCCGGAAUUACGGGGACUGGUAUUCCUGGACCUGGAUCCGCACGCGUUCUGCUCCGCGCCCCUCAUCCUCAAGCUGGCGAUCCAGGACAUACAACCGUUUUCCGUAUUGGUGUCCUGGCAGAGCAGGAAUCACUCGGGUAUUAGAGGUUAUCAGGUAGCCUACCACGCUAUGGAGAAUAUUGACGAGAUUAAAGCAAGGAUCCUCGAGCCAAGCUCUCGUUCCACGAAACUAUCCAAGCUGUCCCCAAACACGCGCUACCUAAUCUGCGUGCUCGGCCUAGGGAACUGGAUGUCCCAGCACCUCGAGGAGGACACGGUGGAUCAGUUUAAUUUCUCCAACUACGAAACAUUCGAAUCAACUUCGGACGUUCAAAUGGCCGACACCUCGACCAGCCGUUGCACCGAGGUUAAAACCUUGGAGACGCCGGACGCAGUGAUCAGCAGCGACGGCGCAUCGAUAGGUGACGUUGGUAGCGUCAGCAGCUUCCUGACCAGACGUUUGGGCCUUAUAGUCGGCUGCUGUAUGGGUUUAGUGGUAUUUCUGUUGCUGGUGUCCGUCCUAGGAUACCUAAAAGUGAAGAAACAACGGGAGACUGUGAAACGGGAGCAACCGAUACCCCCAGAGUACAUUUCCUACAGACACUUCAGCAUACAAAGCGGCGAAGCUGGGAGGCAAGCCAGCCAAGAGGGUCACAACUCGAACUACGUGAACAGCAUGGGCAACACCAAUCUGAACGUAUGA